Solanum stenotomum is the source of this 330-nucleotide messenger RNA. Its product is annotated as LOB domain-containing protein 1-like. The transcript has a single exon. Bases 1 to 330 code for a protein of 109 amino acids. Lineage: Eukaryota; Viridiplantae; Streptophyta; Magnoliopsida; Solanales; Solanaceae. The record is from RefSeq and is a predicted model, not a curated record.
AUGGAGUACGCAUCAACUAACUAUGAACCUUCAUCGCUGCCGUCGCCGCCGCCGUCGCCGUCAUCCUCCGCCGUGUCUUUGUCUUCCUCUUCUCCUAACUCUCCACCUACCGAUCUACCGCCUGCCGUAGCUUCAUUACCUUCAUCCUCUCGCUACGUUUUUUCGCCGGUGACCAGCUCUUGUGCCGCCUGUAAGUUCUUAGGUCGGAACUGUGCAAAGAAUUGCGUGUUGGCACCUUGGUUUCCUCCUAAUGAUACCAUCAAUUUCAGCACUGUCCAUCGUGUUUAUGGUGCUAGCAAUGUCAUCAAGUCCUUGCAGGUGCACUUUUGA